This is a messenger RNA of Austrofundulus limnaeus, 5086 nucleotides long. It is a transcript of the gene tmem63c, whose product is annotated as transmembrane protein 63C. Gene Ontology annotation, molecular function: calcium-activated cation channel activity. Lineage: Eukaryota; Metazoa; Chordata; Actinopteri; Cyprinodontiformes; Rivulidae. Gene Ontology annotation, cellular component: plasma membrane. The record is from RefSeq and is a predicted model, not a curated record.
GUAUGGUGCAGCCCUGAUGGAGCAGUCGGAGCCGUUUGAGAUGAGGGCGCCCCCCAUGGAGGCGCGGCCCCUCGAGCUGGACGCCUUGGGUUUCCUGGAGUCCCUCAGAGAGGAAAACGGCACAGCAGAGCGAUGUUUCCACGCACACUUGCGCAGCAGCGUCCUGCAGGGUCUGCCGUUUGGUGGGGUGCCCACGGUGCUCUUCAUAAACGUGCUGCUUUGGAUGUUCUUGCUGCUCGUCUUUUCGUGUCUGAGGAAGGCUGCGUGGGACUACGGCCGCCUGGCGCUGCUGAUGGAGAACGACAGCCUGACAUCCCUGUUUUAUGGAGAACCAAGUGAAAAAGAGAAGUCUCCUUCAGAAUCCAGCCCCUCGGACUCUGAGACGAAAGAUAUGGGCUUCUGCACUUGGCUUGCAUCUCUUUACCAUAUGAAGGAUGAYGAGAUUCGCAGCAAAUGUGGCAUCGAUGCAGUCACAUACCUGUCCUUUCAGCGCCACAUUAUACUGCUCAUGACCAUGGUGGCCCUGCUGUCUUUGGCUGUAAUCCUCCCGAUCAACUUUUCCGGGACUCUCCAGGGAGACAGUCCUCAAAACUUGGGGAGGACGACGCUGGCUAAUGUUAGUGCAAAGGACAACUUUCUUUGGCUGCACAGCAUUUUCGCUCUGCUUUACUUCAUCAUCACGCUGCUGUGUAUGGCUCACCACUCCAUGCAGCUGGAGGACAGAGGAGAUGAAAAGAUAUCCAGGACGCUGAUGAUCACCUCCAUCCCCAGGGAGAUCUCUGACCCGGGACUCGUCACCAAACACUUCCAUGAGGCUUACCCCAGCUGCACCGUCACCGACAUCCGCUUCUGCUUCGACGUUCACAAGCUGAUGAAGCUGGACCUGGAGCGGCGCAAAGCAAUGAAAGGCAGAUUGUAUUUUGCUACAAAGGCCCAGAAGGAGGGGAAGGUGAUGAUCACCACCCAUCCGUGCUCUCAGAUCUUCUGCUGUGACGUAUGUGGCUUUGAGAAGGUGGAUGCAGAACAGUAUUACAGCGAGCUGGAGGAGAAGCGCACGGACGAGUUCAACGCGGAGAAGAACUACAUCUCCACCAAGAGGCUGGGCAUCGCCUUCGUGACUUUUCGAGACGAGAGGAUGACAGCCGUCAUCGUCAAAGACUACAGUCGCGUGCGCUGCGGUCGCAGACCCCAGCAGUCCAGCGUCACCACCGUCGUGCAGUCGCACAAAUGGGGCAUCAGCUACGCACCUGCUCCCAGUGACAUCAUCUGGGAGAACCUGUCGGUGUGCGGGUCCCGCUGGUGGCUCCGCUGUGUCCUCCUCAACCUCCUCCUCUUCCUGCUGCUCUUCUUCUUCACCACUCCCGCCAUCAUCGUCAACACCAUGGACAAGUUCAAYGUCACGCGGCCCGUGGACAGUUUGAAGAGCCCGGUUGUUACCCAGUUCUUCCCAACUCUCCUGCUGUGGGCGUUUUCRGUUCUGCUUCCUUUCAUAGUUUAUUACUCUGCUUUCUUUGAGUCCCACUGGACCAGAUCUGUUGAGAACCAAGUGACGAUGCACAAGUGCUUCUUUCUGCUGGUGUUCAUGGUCAUCAUCCUGCCUUCGCUUGGUCUGUCAAGCCUUGAUCUUUUCUUCAACUGGCUCUUUGAUGUCAUCUUUAUGGAUGAGAAGGAGAUCAGAUUCCAGUGUGUAUUUCUUCCCGAYAACGGUGCGUUUUUCGUGAACUACGUCAUCACCUCCAGUCUGAUCGGCACAGCCAUGGAGCUGCUUCGGAUCCCGGCGYUGAGCGUGUACGCCCUUCGCCUCUGCUUUGCAAAGUCCCAGGCUGAGCGGAUCCACGUGAAAAGGAGCCAAGCUUACGAGUUCCAGUUUGGCCUGGAGUAUGCCUGGACCAUGUGUAUCUUUGCUGUCAGUAUGACCUACAGCAUCACGUGUCCCAUCAUUACGCCCUUUGGUCUGCUUUACGUGAUCUUGAAGCACAUGGUCGAUCGAUACAACAUCUACUAUGCCUACGUUCCCACCAAACUCAACCAGAAAAUCCAUAGAGCAGCCGUCAGUCAGGUCAUCGUGGCUCCGAUCCUCUGCAUGUUCUGGCUGCUCUUCUUCUCUGUGCUCAGAUUAGGUCCAGUCCACCCCAUCACCCUCUUCACAUUAGUCUCCCUUAUCGCCUGUGUUGCCUGUUACCUUUUCUGCAUGUGCCUUAGGAAGACACCCGAGAGGUCAACAAGCUACCAGAUGUCCGAUCAGCCAACCGCAGGAACCUUCACUGAUGCAGACAGGAGCACGGCGACAUCCACCACCGCCUCCAACCUGUUCGUGGCGUCUGUUUUGCUGGAGCCAGAGCUGGCUUUAACGCCAAUGCCCUCCCCGGCUCACCAUGGGUAUGGCGCCAUGGCGAGCUCCCAGAGUUCAAGUCACGACCCAGUGGCGGGAGCAGAGUCCGAGGAGGAACACACCCAGACUCGUGAGACCGAACUCCAAGACGCCGCAGACCCUUUGGUCUCCAGCCCGCUCAUGGACAGCCCCGUCGGCUACCAGUGACGCCCAAUUCCACCCCCCCUCUAAAACUCAUUUCCACGUGUCCUUUAGCCGCGGAACACAGGUUAUUAAAUCCUGCACUGCUGCGUUUUCACGGCUGAGCUCAGACUUUAAGGUAGCUGUCUGAGUUUGUCUGAAGAGAUGAGGAACCUGACAAGGAAAGAAGUCUGAGAAUACAAAUGCUGGAAACAUAAAAUUCAAGAUAACAUCAUCCAUCUCAACACCAUCCAACUAAUGUACAGAUUCCAGUUCGGUAAACAGAAGCUCCAAGAUUCUGUUUUUAACUGUGGCUUCAUCUGCGAGUUAGAGGGGUGGAAACAGAGACAUGCUGUGCCUCCUAAACAUGAGCGGAGGUGAAAGUUCCCGUCAGAGUGGGUGGUGUGAAGCAGGCUUGCCCCGGCAGACUGACAGAGUGGUCCAGCGAUGGGUGAUAUGUGCUUCCUCCGUGGGGCUGAGGGUGAGGGCAGCGAGUUGUGAAGCCAUCUGCAGCGAGAGCGCAGACAGACGGAGAGCCGAAUGGAACUUGGAGAUGCACUGUCUAAUAUUCUCACCGCCGAGGCAUAAAGCAGCUUUUCUGAGCCAAAAGCUCCUUGUAAUUUCUUUCAAUUUGAGGUUGCUAUUUUUGCUACAGUAAUUCUUGGUGUUGUUGAUGAAGUGUGUUGGCCUGGGGUUAAAUAUUUACUUUGAACUUAAAAAAAACAUCCAAUUGCAUUUUCUAAUUAUUUGAUUUAAUAGCAGUUUUUUUUACGUGCCAAGUCAGAGUUUGGUGGUCUAUACCACUCCUGUAGAAGGGCAAAGUAAACAAAAUAAGAGCACAUUUUUCAUUUUUGUCCAUGCAAUUGCAGUUUUGAAGAAACAUAGCAUAUAAACAUACUGUAAUGGUUCAACUCCACUAAAAGGUCAUGACAUGGUGAAUUUGGUGAAUUUUGUGAACACUAAAAACUGCUGGGUUAAAAACAGUCUAAUUUGUAAUCCAGUGCUGGGUUAAAUCUGAACUGAGCUAACCCUGGGUAGUUUAACUCAAGUUUGGAUUAUCAGUUUGACUUAGUACACCGGGUUAAGUUUUCUACCAAAAAAAAAAGUUUAACGCUACUAAUUUGUUGAAUUAGAGCCACUAAAAAACUUUGAGUUUAAAAAGAACAACCCAAAAUCUGUGUUAUUAGAUAAUUACAGGUUGAGUUGGUGCCAACUAAACGUACAAAAGUAAGGAAAUUUGUGUUUGGUAGAUUGUUUUUUUCAUUGUAGCAAUGCUUUUUAGCAAUACAUCUAUAAUCAGGUACCUUAUGGCAGCACCUGGGGGAACCAGAAGCUCAAAACAAGAGUCUAUAGCCACAGCAAAACAAGCUGUUUGACAUUAGCAGAGAUUUGGCAAAUGUUUCAUGCUCACAACAGACAUACUCUGCUCUAUUGCUCAUCUCACAACUGCAUGUUCCUUACAAUUUUGGCUUCAUUUAAAAGAGAAAUGAACAGGCUCUCCAACGGUAUAAGAUUUAUUGUCAAGAAGCGUUGUUACAACAAAAAUAUAAUCUAACAAACACAAAUUUUCUUACUUUUUGUGCUAAGUUUGUUGGUGCAAACUCAUUGUCUAUAGUGCAAAUUAAGGUAAAGAAAAGCCAACCAAAUGAAACAUCUCCUUAAAAGAUUUUUUAUUAACUGUUUUACCUUUUAUUAUUUACAUCYUAAAGUAAAAGUUCAAACAGGUUCACGACUCAAACCUUUGCUUUAAUCCAGCAAUCGAGUUCAUAAAACCCAGCAGUUUUUAAUGUGUGCAGUCUUGUUGUCGGAUAAAUGGACAAUCAAAAAAAAAAGAAGUUUUUCACUGAGUGUUUAUAGGCUUUAAAGUUAUUCUGGGGACUUUUUUUUAUCAUGCUCGCUGAUUGUUGUCGACGUUCAUGCUGUGCCUUGAAGGAAUAUUCCUCGUUUCUGAAUGACAAUCCAGCACGGCCUGAAAUAUGCUGCAGAUGAAAGCUACAAAUACAAAAUUCAUCAGAAAAAAAGUAUUGAUUCCGGGCUUCUUUGGUUUAAUAUAGACACGAGCAGAAACCACCUUCUUCUAGUCUUAUACAAACAGAACAAUCCUCAUGAAAGAAAAUACAAAUAACUACAUUUAUUUGGAGAUUAUCACCAAAAUAAUUUGCUUCUUGUAAGUGUAGACCUGUAUUUAUUUUGUCAUCUGACUGAGUGUGAAUCAUUUUGUAGAAAUUUAAGUUGAAACUCUUGUAAAAUGACAUCAAAUUAUUCCAUAUUUUGCUUCAAUUCAAGCCAAACUUUGUGGCUUCACUGACAAAAGCUGUUGGGACCAAGAAGUGAGUCAUCAGCCUCUCCUGUGGGUUUGUUUACUAAAAGAUUGCUUCAUUUUUCUUGGAAAAUUUCAAUUAAAAAGAAUUGGGAUAUACGUAGUUCUAUAAUGACCGUGCACAGAUUGUUCCUUUUUUUUUGCGGAAAUGGUUUUCUUGUAACCAGAAAUGUUUCUGUACAGUAUGUCUGUUUGAGGUCUAUCGGUUUUUCCCAUUUUCCCCUCUCUUUAACACCAUAAACAUGUUAUUUAGA